UAAACAAUUUCGGGUUAAUACUAAUGGAAGAAGUAUGAAAAUUAUUCACCUGUAGGAUUUGCAUUUUAAGAUUCAAAUGUAGGAGAUGCCAUCAGCUCCUCCCAAACCCUUAAUAUAAACAUCGACAGAUGAACCAGCCAAAUUGUCUGUAGCCUCGACUUCAGAUUCUGUUCCUCUUUAAACGUCAAAUUAUGACUUGAAUCGAGCAUCUCAUCCUAAAGCGUGCAUUUUCACAUGUCUAUUCAAAGCACUCGCAUUGAUGUUCUACCUCAUUUUCGGGGAAAGCAUUUGGUCAUUCAUAUUGGUGAUUAUUUUUUCCGCAUUCGACUUUUGGACUGUUAAGAAUAUCACUGGAAGGUAUUCGUAUUCUUGCUAGACGUAGAUUGUUAGUUGGUUUAAAGUGGGAGAAUAUCAUUAUGGAAGAUGGGUCUUCAAAAUGGGAAUUCUACUCCCUCCCGAAUAAAUAGGUGAAUGCAGUCGAUAAAACCUUUUUUUGGACUGCUCAGUUAGGCUUUACUUUGGCUUGGGGAGUGUUUACUUUUUCAAAUAUGGUCUCAUUUACAUUAAUGAAAGUAUUUAGGAUGACUAAAUUAGUUUGUUAUCGACAUAAUAGGGUUGUCGUUGUGUUGGACCAAUCUGGUCGGAUACUACAAAUGCAAUGGAGAUCACAAAUAGAAAGUGAAAGAUUUGUAAGGGGAUAUUACAAACAAGGUAGUUACUAAUUUUGUUGGUUAAAUGAUGUCUAAAUGAAAAUAAAUUAUAUGUAUAAUUAUAAAUAUUAAUUUGGAG
Messenger RNA from Paramecium octaurelia, 789 nucleotides. The record is from the annotation of a GenBank genome assembly. Lineage: Eukaryota; Ciliophora; Oligohymenophorea; Peniculida; Parameciidae.